GGUAAGUUGGCGGCACUGCCAGCCGCCGCGAGACCGUAAUGGCGACGUUUAGCGCGUUGUCGGGUCCGCCGUGAGUGAAUGAUGUUUCGUCAAAUUGUAUUUAUACACGAGACGACGACCGAGCGAGUGAGCACGUAACGUUUUGACGGGUAGUUUUAAUAGGACAUCGGUAAUCGAGUGACCGCCAACAUGGACCAGGCUCCCGCAGACACAGAGUUACGGAACAUCAUAGACAAACUGGCGCAGUUUGUCGCUCGCAAUGGACCAGAUUUCGAGCAGAUGACGAAAAACAAGCAGAAGGACAACCCGAAGUUUAGUUUCCUGUUUGGGGGGGAGCACUUCAACUACUAUCAAUACAAAGUGACUACAGAACAAGCCAUUUUAAAGCAAAAAGGAAUAAAUCCAUUGCAAAAUGCAGACCCACGUUUAAACGUUUCGCAGCAGCAGCAAACAGCCGCAAACGCCGUCUCGCAGCAACUGAAUAACGUCAAUCUUGCGUCCGGUCUGAGUACACAAAACAAUGGCAUAAAUCCAGUGGUCGGGAUUGGAAGUCAGGGCGGUCCCGUUUUGCCUGGACAGAUCGGAGGGCCGGGAAAUGCAGGACCGCCAAUUGGAUCGGUUUCCGGCGCUAUGGGAGGUGUGAAUCCGCCGAUUGCCGGAGUCGCGCAAGCGGUUAACAUCGCGGGUCCACCCGCGUGGCUACAGAAUGAACUGGCGAAUCUACAGUCGCAGCAGGCGACAUUGCAGGAACAAGUUAGACAAUCAGAACAGAACCUGGCUGCGCAGCAUGCUGCAUUAAUGGCGCAACAGCAGGGAAGAGUAGAGGACGCAGUAAGGCAGGCACAGGAACAGGCUUUGCAAAACAGUGCGCAAAAUACGAACACAGAUUUGGCUGCGUUUGAUACGGUGUUACAACCGAUCAUCGAUAGCUGCACAAAAGAUAGCAUAAGCGCAGGAAAGGCUUGGAUACUUCAGAAUUCACUUACUCCACAAAGCAAUCAAGUUGUCGCCGAUCAUUUGCUAAAAAAAGUAAUUCAGGGGACAACCUUUAGUCAUAAAUUGCAUAUUAUUUACCUAGUGAACGACGUCUUACAUCAUUGUGCAAGAAAAAAAUCUAUGGAUCUGCGAAAAGCGAUGGAAAGUGUUGUUGUUCCCAUGUUCUGUAACACUUCACUAGCAGCAUCUGAAGAACAACUUAAUAAGCUGAAUAAACUGUUGAGUUUGUGGGAGUCAAAGAAUAAUUACUUCGAUGAAGGGAUUAUAGAUAAGUUAAAAAAACCGAGCGCAUCUUGGUCAGAGUACCAGGCUAAUUUAGUAGCGCAAUAUGCCACUGCGAUUACUCCAAUUACAGCAUCGACGAAACAGACAUUCGAUAAUUAUCAAGCGCAGCAUCAAGCGUUUGUCACUCAUGCGUUGAGACAAAUUCAGAAUAUUGAACAACAAAAGAUGGCAAUAGAUCAGCAAUUGAAAGCCCCACCGCCACCACCUCAACUGAAUCAACAGAAUAUAUCGAUACCAUCAAGUCAUUCUGGUCCUCCCGGUACGAUGGGCACAGACGUGAACUUUAGUCAACCACCACCAGGAUGGGGUGUUCCACCAUCGAAUGAACCGCCACCAUUCAGUAAUGUGCCCCUGCCGGACUUUUCAAAACCACCACCAGGUUUUGGACCGCCGCCUGUUAUUCACGAGCCCUCUGUAGAGGAUUUGAUGCCUAGUAUGCCUUAUUUCGAGCUUCCAGCUGGUCUAAUGGUACCUCUGAUAAAGCUAGAAGAUGGUGAAUAUAAACCAUUGGAUCCGGAUGCGAUAAGACUUCCACCACCGGCUCCACCAAACGAUCGUCUAGUUGCAGCUGUGGAAGCAUUUUAUGCGCCGCCAAAUCAUGAUUCUCCUAGGGAUAGUGACGGGUGGGAGAAAUUAGGCUUAUACGAGUACUAUAAGGCGAAAAAUGCUUCUCGCAAACGCAAGGAAGAGGAUAUUGCCGCCGGGAUUAGGCAGAAAUCCAAAUCCCCUUCGCCAAUUCUACGACCGAGAUCCAAGAGCCCUAGUCCGCCAAAGAAACGCUACAGGAGUAAGUCGCGCAGUAGAUCGCGCUCACGGUCACGAGGCAGAAGUAGAUCGAGAUCGCCUGCGGCAAAUCAUAGACGCAACAGUCGUAACAGCAAUCACAUUAGUAGAAGCCGAAGGAGGAGGAACAGUAAUAAAGAUCGUAGCCCUGACAGAAGAGUGGAUAGACAAGAUAGAAGUCCAACUCCACCCAGUUUUCUUGGUUCCACCUAUAGCAAAGCUCCGCAAGAGAUCAGUCUUGAUGAAAGCAAUAAAGGACAUCAAUUGCUUAAGAAGAUGGGUUGGGGCGGUGCGGGUCUUGGUGCUAAUGAGCAGGGUAUUGAAGCACCUAUUUCCGGGGGUGAAAUUCGCGAUAAGAACGAUCAGUAUAAAGGAGUCGGUAUCAAUUUGAAUGAUCCUUAUGAAACUUUUCGGAAGAACAAAGGCCAGGCAUUCAUUACCAGAAUGAAAGCUAGGGCGGAAGAACGAGCCGAAGAGAGAGGGGACCGUGAUUGAGCAUGAAAUGCAGAAUUUGAACGUUCGCGAUGUUCUGGUAAUGAAACGAAUAUCUUGGCAUGCGAUUUGAAGACAAAUCUCACGAUAAAAAUUCAUUCGCCGUUCCAGAAGCACGCGAUCGUGUACGAGAAUUGACUUCGAAGAUCGAUAUGAAGCCGAUUUUCUCUAUUCUGUGAUUUCCUUCUCAAUUCUCAUUCUUAUUUCAAUAAAAAAUGUCACGCGCUGUGUUUGUCAUUCGUUUUUUUCAUUCUAAUCUGUUCAUGCAAUAUGGAUAGUAAGAGAAUAAUGAAAAAUGAGAAUCUUAUAGCGAAUUUGGUUGGACGCACUAGUGCUCAUUAAUGCACAUACAUAAAAGUAAUUGUACAUAAAUUUAUAAUGGCAGAAGUAAUUAAAGAAGUAAAAUAAUUAAUAUUAUGAGCUAUGUUUAUUAUUAUUGUUUAAUAUAAAUAAUAAUUCAUGCUAUCAUCUUAGCUUUAUUUUAAUUAUUCAUACUUAUAUUAUAAAUUUUUGUAUGAUAAUCUUUAAUGUGCGCCAUUAGUGCAUUCAACUGAAUUCGCUAUUAGUUUAGAGAAGAACAACUGAAUAAAGGAAAAAAGGAACUUAGAAGAGAGGAAAUCGAUUGCACUUUUUUUUUUAGAGCAGUUGUCUUUCGUUAAAAUCUCCAUUGUGCAUGCCAUCGAUUUUUGAACGGUCAUAAAUGGACGCUGAUUGUUUUACGCUGAAACCACAUCGAUUAUUUUUAUUGAUAGCUGUACAAUCUGAAUGCCACUUAGGUGAUAAUUAUGAAUUUUAUAUAGAACAAAAUUGUACAUUUUUGACAUAGAAUUACAGAUAUGAUUUAUUUCAAAUUUAAUGCAAUCCUUAUAUAAUGAAGUAAAUGCUAGGUCUGAUACCAGUACGAAGAUUUGAUAAAAAAGAUUGAGUCUAGUUCUCUAUAUAGUUGUACAUGAUCUCAUAUAUCAGAGAAAAUUAAAAAGAUUCAAGCGCGCAACGUCAACGUCCGUCGAUAAAAAUCUUGAAUCCUAUUCGACAUUUUGAUCAUAUUUCACGUAACGAUUCAAUUUCGUUCCAUUUUUACAUAUUGCAGGAUGCUAUGCAUUUGUAUACAAAAGUACAAGUGGUUUCAUGCCGCAUGGACAUGAAAAAUAUGUGAGAGCUAAGAAUACUUGUAUUUAAUAAGUUAACAAAUGAUUAUAUUGGAUACACACGACGAUAGCUCAAAAAUAAAAGCUGUACAUUUAUUACGAAAGCGAAUGCGAACAUUCGUCAUCGUUACUGUUUCCUUCACUUGUCUUCUUUGUACUAAAUAUAUUCUUACCAAGAAUCUACAAUUA
Messenger RNA from Cataglyphis hispanica, 3893 nucleotides. RefSeq names its product calcium homeostasis endoplasmic reticulum protein (gene scaf6). Gene Ontology annotation, molecular function: RNA binding. The transcript is spliced from 8 exons. Gene Ontology annotation, biological process: intracellular calcium ion homeostasis; RNA processing. The record is from RefSeq and is a predicted model, not a curated record. Gene Ontology annotation, cellular component: perinuclear region of cytoplasm. Bases 190 to 2559 code for a protein of 789 amino acids. NCBI's taxonomy places the organism in Eukaryota, Metazoa, Arthropoda, Insecta, Hymenoptera, Formicidae.